CGGUUCACACGUUUUAGUGCGAACAAGAAGAAGGAGCGCGUUUUGAAAUAGGACGGCGUGAUUAAUACAAUUAAGCUUUCAUUUUCGUUCUCUCUCAGAUUUCAGGACUUGUUGGAAUCGUGAAUAGUUGCGAUUUAUUUUUUCUCGAUGAAAUUUCUACAAGAGAUGACCAGAGAGCUAACACAGACCAGAAUCCAAAAGAUCUGGGUUCCAUCUAAGGAGGAGAAACCUACAACGACACGGAAAUCUGACGGAGGCCACCGUCUGGCAAACUCUCCUUUGGUCAUUGUGAUGGUUGGUCUGCCCGCCAGAGGCAAGACCUACAUGUCAAGGAAGCUCACUCGCUACCUUAACUGGAUCGGCAUCCCUACCAAAGUCUUUAACGUCGGGGAGUAUCGCAGAGAGACGGUAAAGAACUACAGCUCAUAUGACUUCUUCAAAUCUGACAACAAGGAGGCAGUCAAAAUAAGAGAACAAUGUGCCUUAGCCGCUCUCCAGGAUGUCAAGAUCUACCUCACUGAGCUGGGUGGUCAAGUUGCUGUUUUCGAUGCCACGAACACAACCAGACAAAGAAGAAACAUGAUUCUGGAGUUCGGUGCUGAGAACAGCUUCAAGAUCUUCUUCAUCGAGUCUCUUUGUGACGACCCGAAUGUCAUUGCUACCAACAUCAUGGAAGUGAAGGUUUCCUGUCCUGAUUACCAAGACUGCAAUAAAACUGAUGCCGUAGAAGAUUUUCAGAAGAGGAUCGAGUGCUACAAAGCCAACUAUCAGCCACUGGACCCUGAUGAUUAUGACAGAACCCUGUCCUUUAUCAAGGUGAUCGACGUGGGCCGCAGGUUCCUAGUCAACUGCGUCCAGGAUCAUAUCCAAAGCCGCAUCGUCUACUACCUGAUGAACAUCCAUGUCCAGCCACGCUCUAUCUACCUGUGCAGACACGGCGAGAGUCAGUAUAAUCUGCAGGGCCGUCUAGGAGGAGACUCGGGCCUCUCUUCUCGUGGUAGAAAGUUCGCUGGAGCUCUGGCUAAGUUUGUCGGGGAACAGGAUCUUAAGAACCUGAAGGUAUGGACGAGCCAGCUAAGACGAAGCAUCCAGACUGCCGAGGCGCUGAACGUGCCGUACGAGCAGUGGAAAGCACUGAACGAGAUCGAUGCAGGCGUGUGUGAAGAGAUGACGUAUGAAGAAGUGCGAGAGCGAUACCCCGAAGAGUUCGCGCUCAGAGACCAGGACAAGUACUAUUACCGCUACCCCAGUGGGGAGUCCUACCAGGACCUGGUGCAGCGGGUGGAGCCGGUGAUCAUGGAGCUCGAGAGGCAGGAGAACGUUCUAGUCAUCUGUCACCAAGCUGUCAUGCGCUGCCUCCUUGCUUACUUCCUAGACAAGAGUGCUGAUGAGAUGGCGUACCUAAAGUGCCCCCUGCACACCGUAUUGAAGCUGACUCCGGUGGCCUAUGGCUGUAAAGUGGAGUCUGUCUCGUUAAACAUUGACGCAGUAAACACACACCGGGACAGACCCGAGGAGAUGAAGAGAAGUCAAGGCACUCUGAUUAGGAGGAACAGCAUCACUCCUCUCACGAGCCACGAACCCACUAAGAAGCCUCGCAUCGAUAACCUGGACGAUGCAGCCAUUCCCGAACUCACCCCGGCACCGCUGAGCUUCUGUGCCAGCGCAAACAGUUCUCUUGCACUCUCCACACAGGAAAUGAAGCCAUCACUGAAAAGCAUGACCUUGCCCAGCUUUGCCAGUGAGGUGGAAGAUUUGCUUUGACUUCAUUCUGUUGGGGAAUGAAUUGAACCAAAAACUUGUUGCAGUGCAGGACUCUUUGAGAUCUGACACUUUCUGCAAAGGCGAGGAGAGAAAAUGUGCACUCCGGGGGUCUUUCACCCUCAAAGGGCAAUAAUGAAGCACCUGUGUUGAACGCGUGUGUGUGUGUGUUUUUGUGUCUGUAUGUCCGUGUUCGUGAUCACAAAGCACACUAUGCCCCAUGUGGGGCCACUAAUACUAAUUACGUUACUUGUUGUUUCAUUUCUGGAUGAUGUUUGUAACAAAUUCCUGAAUACUGCUGCUGACUUUGGGAAAGCUAAUUUGUUAUCAAUUAUUUGAUUUAGUUUUGUCUGUUUUAUGAAUGUUUAACAGUGAAUGAUUCGGUGAUGUGAGGUAUGUGUGUGUGUGUAUGAUUGAGAAUACCGUUAUGUGUUUCUAACUGGAAUCUAUUUGUACUGACAAGGUAUUUUUAAGUGUGUUAUGGUGAAGUAAGGGUGAUUUCUACAUGAUGUAUGACUGAACAAAUUCCAUAGAGUGCCUAGUGCUUCGGCUUUCAGGCCGAGAACGCUUUUCGGUACUAAUAAUCUAAGAUCAUACUGUUAUGCUGUGUAUCUUUAGGAGAAUGUGUCGUUGUGAUUUCAAUAUGCAGUUCAUGUAAACCAAAUGUUUACCAAUUGAAUUCCAAUGAUUUAUCAAUAUAUUUCAUAGGUAAAACAAGCUUUACUAUUUGAUAUAUUUAAAGCAAGUAUUAUUUAUAGAGUUUAGUGAAGAUUUAAAUGCACUUUCAGGAGCACUAGCUGGGCUCAAAUGGUAGUUAUGUAAAGCAUAACCCAAUGUAGGUGCAAUUGCUCCUAACUUUAGUAGAAGGUACUAUUUUUGAUUUUUUCCUUUCGAGUUAUAAUACUGUAUUUUGUAAUGCUGUAUCUUUUCCGUUAAUCUAUUUAUUUUUGAAGUAAAACCUGCAUUUGUAUUUUGAGUACAAAGCGCCCCCUGUGUUGUGAUUGCCACACUCACCUUAUCUCUUUAUAACACCAAAUGUUAAAUAAGGAAGAAAAAAUAUUUCCUGGACCAAUAAAUAAUCUAA
Messenger RNA from Clarias gariepinus (North African catfish), 2845 nucleotides. It is a transcript of the gene pfkfb3, whose product is annotated as 6-phosphofructo-2-kinase/fructose-2,6-biphosphatase 3. The coding region runs from base 148 to 1764 and encodes 538 amino acids. The transcript has 15 exons. Gene Ontology annotation, biological process: fructose 2,6-bisphosphate metabolic process; fructose metabolic process. Gene Ontology annotation, molecular function: ATP binding; fructose-2,6-bisphosphate 2-phosphatase activity; 6-phosphofructo-2-kinase activity. NCBI's taxonomy places the organism in Eukaryota, Metazoa, Chordata, Actinopteri, Siluriformes, Clariidae. Gene Ontology annotation, cellular component: cytosol. The record is from RefSeq and is a predicted model, not a curated record.